AUGGCGCCCGCGCUGAGCAGGACCCUGGGCCCGUCGUCGGUGGCGGCGCUGCGGCCGAGCCCGUCGCGGGGGCUGCCGCGGGCCGCGCUCGCGCCGCAGGGGAGGAGGCCCGCCGGCGCCAGAGGGGUCAGGUGGGAGGCCGGGAGGGGCCGGCUGGUCGGCGCGAGGUGCGCCUCCGCCGUCGCCGAGAAGGCCGCCGGCGAGGAGGAGGAGGCCGCCGGGGAGGAGUUCGAGUACCAGGCCGAGGUUAGCCGCCUGAUGGAUUUGAUUGUUCACAGCCUCUACAGCCACAAGGAAGUGUUCCUUCGGGAGCUUGUGAGUAAUGCGAGUGAUGCCUUGGAUAAGCUGAGAUUUCUCAGUGUAACUGAUCCAUCCGUGCUGGCUGAUGGUGGUGACAUGGAAAUAAGGAUUAAACCUGACCCUGAUGCUGGCACAAUAACUAUCACUGAUAGUGGCAUUGGGAUGACAAAGGAUGAGCUCAAGGACUGCCUUGGAACUAUCGCACAAAGUGGUACCUCCAAAUUUUUGAAGGCUCUGAAGGAGAACAAGGAGCUUGGUGCAGAUAAUGGACUUAUUGGUCAAUUUGGUGUUGGAUUUUAUUCGGCUUUUCUUGUUGCAGAGAAGGUUGUGGUGUCCACUAAGAGUCCCAAGACAGAUAAGCAGUAUAUAUGGGAAGCUGAGGCUAACAGUAGCUCAUACGUUAUCAGGGAAGAGACUGAUCCUGAGAAAAUGCUGACACGUGGAACACAGAUUACUCUCUUUUUAAGAGAGGAUGAUAAGUAUGAAUUUGCUGACCCUACGAGGAUUCAAGGUCUAGUUAAGAACUACUCGCAGUUUGUUUCGUUCCCCAUUUUUACAUGGCAGGAGAAAUCUAGAACAGUUGAGGUUGAAGAAGAGGAGUCAAAAGAAGCCGAAGAGACAGCAGAGGGUGAGAAGGAGAAGAAGAAGAAAACUAUCACUGAGAAGUACUGGGAUUGGGAAUUGGCAAAUGAAACAAAGCCAAUAUGGGUGAUGAGAAAUCCAAAGGAAGUUGAGGAAACCGAGUACAAUGAAUUUUACAAGAAGGCAUUCAAUGAGUUUUUGGAUCCUCUAGCUCAUGCACACUUUACAACAGAGGGUGAGGUGGAAUUUAGGAGUGUUCUCUACAUCCCAGGAAUGGCACCACUUAGCAAUGAGGAGAUAAUGAACCCUAAGACCAAAAAUAUUAGGUUGUAUGUCAAGAGGGUUUUCAUUUCUGAUGACUUUGAUGGCGAGCUGUUCCCCAGGUACUUGAGCUUUGUCAAAGGUGUUGUUGACUCGAAUGAUCUCCCUCUGAAUGUUUCUCGUGAGAUUCUUCAAGAAAGUCGUAUUGUCAGGAUCAUGCGCAAGAGACUUGUUAGGAAGACUUUUGAUAUGAUUCAGGAUAUUGCUGACAAGGAUAACAAGGAGGACUACAAGAAAUUUUGGGAGAGCUUUGGCAAAUUUAUGAAACUUGGUUGCAUCGAGGACUCAGGGAACCAGAAGCGCCUUGCUCCUUUGCUGCGGUUUUAUUCCUCCAAAAAUGAAACGGAUUUGAUAAGUCUGGAUCAGUAUGUGGAGAAUAUGCCCGAGACCCAGAAGGCAAUCUAUUAUAUUGCUACAGAUAGUCUUCAGAGUGCAAAGACCGCUCCUUUCUUGGAAAAGCUGCUUCAGAAAGAUAUUGAAGUUCUCUACCUUAUUGAGCCGAUUGAUGAGGUAGCUAUUCAGAAUCUGCAGACGUACAAAGAGAAAAAGUUUGUUGAUAUCAGCAAGGAAGACCUAGAAUUGGGCGAUGAGGAUGAGGACAAGGAAGAAACCAAGCAGGAAUACACUCUUCUUUGUGACUGGAUAAAGCAGCAGCUGGGUGACAAAGUUGCCAAGGUCCAAAUUUCGAAGCGACUCAGCUCUUCACCAUGUGUUCUUGUAUCUGGCAAGUUUGGUUGGUCGGCUAACAUGGAAAGGCUUAUGAAAGCACAGACGCUUGGUGACACAUCAAGCUUGGAGUUCAUGAGAGGAAGAAGAAUUUUUGAAAUCAACCCCGACCACCCUAUUGUCAAGGACUUGAGUGCUGCUUGCAAGAACGAGCCAGAGAGCACCGAAGCCAAGAGGGCAGUUGAGUUGCUGUACGAGACUGCCCUGAUCUCCAGUGGAUAUACUCCUGAGAGUCCAGCGGAGUUGGGGGGCAAGAUCUACGAGAUGAUGACCAUCGCGCUUGGCGGGAGAUGGGGUAGAUCCGGCACCGACGAGGCUGAGACCAAUGCCGACGUCGACUCUUCGGAAGGUGUUGUAACGGAGGUCGUUGAGCCGUCCGAAGUCAGGACUGAGAACGAGAAUGACCCAUGGAGAGAUUAG
Triticum turgidum subsp. durum (durum wheat) is the source of this 2349-nucleotide messenger RNA. The record is from the annotation of a GenBank genome assembly. Lineage: Eukaryota; Viridiplantae; Streptophyta; Magnoliopsida; Poales; Poaceae.